This is a messenger RNA of Patiria miniata (bat star), 1640 nucleotides long. Its product is annotated as cytoplasmic dynein 2 intermediate chain 1-like. The record is from RefSeq and is a predicted model, not a curated record. NCBI's taxonomy places the organism in Eukaryota, Metazoa, Echinodermata, Asteroidea, Valvatida, Asterinidae. Gene Ontology annotation, biological process: intraciliary transport. Gene Ontology annotation, molecular function: dynein light chain binding; dynein heavy chain binding. Gene Ontology annotation, cellular component: cytoplasmic dynein complex.
GUCCGACUUUCAUAGAAGUUCAAUUUUCAUAUGACACUGGCCCUUGAUGGCACGCGCGCAUGCGUCGAUCAUAAUGUCAUACGUCAAUAAAUAUAAAUUCAAAGAUCGCAUUCCGAUCCGCAUGCAGUAAGUGUGCGCAUAUACGGCGGGUACCGGUUCCCGCCGCACGCACUAAUACAAGGGUUGACUUACUUAGACCAACUUCUUAACCUUACUUAGCAUUAGUCGUACGUUUGUCCUUUGUGUGUUUCAUUCACCGCGUGCAGUUCCAGCGAAGGCAGCUAGCUGUAUGAUGUCCUUCACUGGAAAGCAACGGCCACACGCUCAAAGGUACUCGGGUAACAUGCCACAUCAUCAUCAGGCCCUAGCUUGUGAAAGUCAGAAAAGCAAAGAAGACACAUGGAAGGCUGAUGAGUUGGAAAGGUCCAUCAAGAAUGCAAUGGAUGAUUCAGAGAAAAGACAUAAGCAUGCUAAAAGCAGAAAAAAGGACAAAGAUGACAGAAGGAAGGAGGGGGCAAGAGAGAAACAUUUGAAAUACAAUCAACCGCAAAAAGCACCUGAGAAAGGUCACAGGAGUGUUGAUUAUGAUGAAGCUAGAAGUCGGAAUAGAGAUGACAUAAAUCAUUCAGAGGCAGAUAGGCUUAACCAAACAGAAGACAAAGGAAAAAGAUCUAAAAAAGAUGAUUUUAUCAAGAAAGAACGAGAAAAGGAAAAAAGAAGACAAAUUGAGGAUGAUGGAGACAAUGGAAUACAAGUAACUCAUUCCUGGACAACUGCUGGCAAUGACGGCUAUGAAGACGACUUUGAGGAAUAUGAAGAUGAUUUUGAAGAAUUACCCAGCAAUUCGGAAUUUGAAGACAAUCAGUUGGUUGUUUUAGAUCUGGGAACAACAGAUUCUGGAGGUUCUGAGACAGAUCUUGGGCUUGUUCCAAGUGGAAAACUGAAGCUGUUAAAAAGUUCUUCUGUUGUUUUGGAAAAUCAAAUCAGGGACAUGCCACCAGCUCAACGAGCCAAGAACAUGAAGUUUUCUUUGAAAGAUCCAACCCAAUUCUUUAUCGCAACAGAUUCAGGAUGCAUUCUUCAUGGGAGCAGACAUGGAGAUAGAGUCUCUCCAAGACGAUACAGAAAACAGACAGAUUCUCCUGGUGAGGUGAUUCAUUUGGACUUUUCCCCCUUUGGUUUGCCAUGUUUUUUGGCAGGAAGCAGUGAUGGUUCCAUAUGCUUGUACGGCCUGACUCAAGAAGCACCAUUAUUCACUUGGAAUAAUUCCACCAGCAACAUGCCCAUUGUGUCCAUGAUGUGGUCACGCAGUCGGCCUUCUGUUUUCUAUGUAGCUGAUGUGACAUCCAAAGUGUAUGUGUGGGAGCUGUUGACUAGUCAGGAAGGGCCAGUGGACAUUGAACACUUUACAGAUGGCAGGUAAUUGUAGUGUGUUUUAAUUUUGUCUUAAUAUCCUAACUCCCAAAGGGGGUAUGCAAAAUCGUUAAUAUUUGGAGGAUUCAGGACUGUUCGGGCUAUCAAGGAAUUAUUGAAAGUUGGAGGAGUUGCACGUGCAUACCCCACGUCCAUCCACUUGUCCAAGAUUUUGGUAGGUAAUUAGUUUUAAGUAAAUACCAGUGUUGUAGUCAAGUGCUUUUUUC